AAGCCGGAACCUGGCGGCGGGUUCCGCCCUCGCGCUGGGGAGGAGUCCCGGCGCUGUGCUGCAGCUGAAGCAACUUUCACACCCUUCUCGCCCUCCCCACCGACAUCAUGCUCCAGUUCCUGCUUGGAUUUACUUUGGGCAACGUGGUUGGAAUGUACCUGGCUCAGAACUAUGAUAUGCCAAACCUGGCUAAAAAACUUGAAGAGAUUAAAAAGGACCUGGAAGCCAAGAAGAAGCCCCCUAGUCCCUGAUGCCCGCCUGGCACUGCAUUCUGGACCCACCAAUUCCGUCCGGGGGUGGGGGGCCUGCCUCCUUCAUAGCCACAUCCAAAGCCACAUCCACUUUGGUCUCAGACCCUGUGUGUUGCCUCAGAUCCAACAUGGGCCAGAAGUUGAGUUAGCUUUGCUUUUCCAGCAUCUCCCCUUCUUCGGUAUCUUCUGCCCAGCUGCUUCUGAGUCCUAAGACUGGAACUAUGGUGCUAGGUUAGCAACCACAACCGUACUCACUUACCUGUGCUAUGGGAGUCCCACCGCCUGUUGUCAAGAAAUGAAUGGGUUUGGAUAGCUUCUGUGCAUUUACUGCCUAGCAGUGAUAGCAGGAGCUUGCCAGACAAACUAAAUUUUAUUAAAGUAAUUAAAAUCAGUAUCUUCGAACCA
Mastomys coucha (southern multimammate mouse) is the source of this 656-nucleotide messenger RNA. It is a transcript of the gene Stmp1, whose product is annotated as short transmembrane mitochondrial protein 1. The transcript is spliced from 3 exons. Bases 108 to 251 code for a protein of 47 amino acids. Lineage: Eukaryota; Metazoa; Chordata; Mammalia; Rodentia; Muridae. The record is from RefSeq and is a predicted model, not a curated record.